Drosophila suzukii is the source of this 3182-nucleotide messenger RNA. RefSeq lists its product as uncharacterized. NCBI's taxonomy places the organism in Eukaryota, Metazoa, Arthropoda, Insecta, Diptera, Drosophilidae. Gene Ontology annotation, cellular component: neuron projection. The record is from RefSeq and is a predicted model, not a curated record. Gene Ontology annotation, molecular function: protein binding.
CAGUUUCAGUCGAGCAACGCAACUCGAACGCAACGGUACAUGAACGGCGGACGGCUAGCGAACUCAGUGUCCCGUCGACAACAACUCUCUCCAAACACCGACUGCAGUUUAAUUAAAUAAACACUACCAUUUAUUUUUUUUCAAGUUGAAUACAUCGAAGUAACAGUUGCAUAGAAUACCAUUUUUCAAAGCCCCCCUAGUAGUGCUAAAAAUCCCCGAAAAAUCAUCAGCCGCAUUUUGAAGUUACGUCAAAAGGAGUCGCGCAAGAGGAAGAGCCAACGGAGAGGAGAAAGGUGGAGGAGAGAGAGAGCCGAAAAUAAAGAAAGAAAAUAACAACAAAGCAGACGCACGCGACAGGAGUAACUGUAAAUGUGAAAGGAUAAAAUAGGAGAAAGUAGAAAUCAGCAAAGGAACUUUUAUUUUUUUUUGGCGCGUCGUCGCCGUCUGCUUUUUGUUUUUAUUAUUUUUUCUCUCUGUGCCUGUGCCCUUGUUGAUUGCUUUGCAGCCGGCUUUGGCCAAAAGGGAGGGAGCGAUAAAGCGAGGAGGAGGCAGAGGCGACGGAACACCCACGACGGCUUAUGUAAAGCGUGCUUAAAGCGUGCUAUGGAAGCAUGUCGUCCACUUCCAGCUCCGUGCUAGCGUUGUCAUCGUUUAAUCUAUUAUUUUUCACCCAAGUGCUCACGGUACUCAGCUCUACGAUCAAGUACAACGAAUACGCGACGGACAAGGGCGGCAAUGUGAGCAUACCCUGCAUAGCCCAGGGAAAUAUUAUGUGGGUGAAAGAGCACGGCAACAACAGCACGAUAAUCCAGACUGGUCGUGUUUUGGUGCUGCGCAAUGUGAGCACUACGGAUGCGGGAAUUUACGUAUGCUUCGCCUCAGUGCCACGCCCAUCAACAACAACAGCAAUAUCAGCAACUACCUCACCGCAAAGUCAGCAGGAGAAAGAAACGCAUCCAGUGGUGGAUGAUGAGGGGGAUGGUACCAGUAAGGAAUCCCAAGGCGAGACCGAAUCCCAGAAGGACUCCCAGCAGGAACCCCAAGUGGAGGACGCGGUGGAGGAGGAAGUGGAGUACCAGGCCCAGCAGCGAACCAGGCUCACCGUUCGCACCGUUCCGGGUCCGGUUUCGCAGCUGUACUUCAAGGCCUCCACCAUACUGGGCUUCCUCAUCUGGCGCUUCAACAAGACCCAGUCCGGGGGCUAUCCGGUGCGCAGCUUCACGGCGGAGUAUCGCAAUGUGUCCUACAAAACGCCGCCGGUCAAUGCCAGUUUCGAGCAUGCCUGGAGCAGGAUGGAUCCCAUCAACAUAGCCUUCAAUGUGCGCCAAAUGGAGGUCUAUCGCCUGGCACCCAACACCACCUAUGAGUUUCGGAUAUGGGCCAACAACGAGCUGGGCAGCGGCGAGGUGGUCACCACCAACGUGACCACGCUGCCGGAAACCAAGGAGGAGGAUCUCAUACGCCUUAUAAAACCCGACCUAGACAAUUUCGACCCACGCAUUUGGAUAGUGGCCGUCAGCAUAGUGCUCGGAACCCUUGUGAUAUUAGCGAUCGGACUCUGCAUUGUGCUCUCCAAGGAGUGCUAUCAGUCGGCGCAAAUGGAACUGCAAGACGGUUGGGACAGCAUUGAGCUUAUACCGAACAUAAUACUUAAUCCCGGUUUCAGCGAGUCGGAUGGCGGUCAGGGUCAGCAGGGUGGUGGGGGUGGUGCUGGUGGUGCAGAUGGGCAGGAUGAUCCGGAUGAGGGGGACGAGGACGAUGUGGCCAUGCCCUUUCCGCGCACCAUCAUCUUUGGCCAGCACCAUCGGACGCCUCCACCGCCACGCCUGCAUCUGCCGCCGCAGAAGCACCACCAGCACCACCACCAGUAUCUCCACCAGCAGCACCACCGGCGGCAGGACGAGAACGACGACGACGACUACGAGGAGGAGCACGAGCCCACCAUGGAGCGGUUCAAGCGCAAAGUUUCCGUCUUCUUCACCGGACCCACCAUCAAGCGCAUUUGAGACGUAUUUGAGUACAAACACUGGUCACCUAGGUUGUUGCAUUGCGGUUUGAUAAUUGGAUAGUUGGGAUCCAGAUCCAGAUCCAGAUCCAGAUCCAAAUCCAAGUCCAGAUCCACUGACGCAUAGAGCUUAUCGAUCGAAACUUUCGUUUUCAUUUCGGUUUCUCCUGUCUAAGCUUGAAAAAUGAAAUACCCAACAAAACGCACUAUAGAGCGAAAUACCAUCCCCUUGAUUUAUUGCUCAUCGUUAUGCUUCUCCCCCGGAUCACAACUAUAUAGUAUAUAUAUACACGUAUUAUAAAUAUAAACCAAAACAAAUAUAUUGCUGUGAUACAAAUUCAAUUGAACGGACAUUGUAAGGAUUUACCAUAAAGCACACGAAACACCAAUCCAGUUAUUAGCCCUCAUGUAUUUGCUGAAGCUCGUAGAUGCAUCAUACCCACAUUGGAUUUUGCCUAGUUCAACACGCUAUUUGAGUUACAGCAACUGGAUAACACGGAUCCAGAUAUAAACGAUAUCGCUUAGAGCCAUGAUAACAAAACACAUGAAAGAGAUCUGGUACCAAGUGCUAAAUAAAUUAUAUAUACCCAGAAAUGGUCCGUUUGUCUGAAAAUGAUCAAUAAAAAUGCUAGAUCUUACGUUUCCUUAAGAAUAUUUACAAAUGGUUUUAAAAACCAAUUCAAAGUAAAACACGUUUCUUGUACACAUAGUCGAUAGUAACAGAUCUCCAAUAGUCCAGACCCCCGACUAUAUCGUUCCAAACUUGUCUUGCUUUUGAUUAUGUUUUUAAGAUUUAACAAACUGUGAAACAAUUUUAUAAUUGAGCAAAUAUUUUGCACUGUAGAGCGCACCAAACGAUCUAUAUAUAGAUAUAUAAAUAUAUUAAAAACCGAUGAAAAACGUUUGAUAAACAUUUUAAAUAAACGGCAAAAUGCCUUGUGCUUUAGUUCGGCCUCAAAGCUAAUUAACUUGAAUAUGAUAUGAUAUAGGAAUAUUUAUGAACGUAGUUAAAGUAGCCGGGAAACCAAAUAUUCAAAACGAAAUAAAUAAAGAAAAACUGCUUCCACUCACAGAAAACAAAAUUGAAACAAUGAAAUUGUUAUAAAAGAUAAAUCAAAACUAAUUUUAAACAAGCGAAUAAUGUGUAUAUACCGAUGCAAAAUAUAUAUAUAGAGAA